AUGGCACCUAAGAUGAAGAAGCCAGCAGCAGCCGAAGAUGCACCCUUGCCAAAGGGUACCGAAGCCAAGAAGCGACCAAGCGGUUCGCCCUCGGAAGAGGGCUUGGAGCCCUUGAGAAAGAAGGCCUCCUUGGCAAAGGGGGCAGGCCUCACCGAUGAGAAGCUGCAAGCCCUCAAGGAGAUGUCCCUCAAGGAGAAGGUCGCCGCCAUUGCUGCCGAGAAUCCCGAGGAUGUCGAGGCAGCCACAGAGGCCUUGGGACAGGUCGUCACCCCCGCCGAGAAGCAGGGCCUGUGGCAGAAGCACAAGACCUACCUCAACAACAACCCCUCGGAAAAGGGUGAGCACGAGCAGCUGAGCAAGAAAGAAAAGGGCGAGGCCAUCUUGUCCUGGUUCUUGCGAAAGAGCCCAACCUAUGCUGUUGAGAAACACAGCCGCGAGGCAAAGAGUACCCUUGAGAGAAAGGACAAGUGGCUCUCGCAGAAGCAGGUCGAUGGCAAAUGGACCGAGGCGGAGCAGGGCAUGCUCAUCGAGUCCGGGAGGCUCAUCUGGCGAGAAGACCCGACAACCCCAGGGCUCUACGAGUACAAGGACACUCAAGACUUCGUGGGCCGCCACAGUGUCUCCGACCGGUCCUCUUGGGAAAGAGUCAAAGAGGAGCAGCUCGCAGACGAGAAAAGCUGGGAGGAUGCCUUGGGAGGUGCCUUUCUUCGCAAGGUGUCCUUGUCAAAGGGUCUCGGCAAGGGAAGUGCCGACCAGGGCGAGACUUCCUUUGCAAAAGGGCACGGCAAGGCGACUGCCAAGGCCAAGACCAAGGCCAAGGCCAAGGCUAGGGCCUUGGCUCUCGAGGAUGGCCAGGCCGACGACCCCCCCACAAAGGAGGAGCAGGCCAAAGAGGCCUUGGCAAAGGCUCGCAAGAUGAGAGACCUCAUCUCGUCGACCACAAGCAACCUGGAAGAGGCCUUGACAAAGGCCAAGGGCUCCCAGUGGGUUUCGCAGGGCCACAUCAGCGAAGCCAAUGCCAUCCUCAAGUCCUUGGAGAGGGAGAUGCAGCAGAUGAAGCAGCACAUCGCCGACCCGAAUGUGGAUGUGCAGGAAUUGAAGAAGGCCAUGCUCGGCUCGGCAGCUGUGGUCAAGGAGGCCAAGGAUGAGGUCAGGGAGAUCAUGAGGAAUUUCAUGCCGCCGGUCGGUGCCAAACGGCUUCGUGGAUGGCAGCUGGACAUAGAAGCUGGAAGAGCCGAGCAGUCCCACCUUGAGAAAGGUGAGCAGCCAACACACAGUGCUUUGGCAGGUGCACUGCUGGCACUCUGGAGCCAUGGCAAGCUCUCGGCCACCAUGCUGCAGUGGCUGGCUAUGCAGGCUGUGCUUGAUGGAGCUCAGCACGAGGAGCUGGCAGCCAUGGCCAAGACCGGGGCCUAUGGGUCAAGUCCUGGCAACUGCCACCGCGAUUUGAUGACCCGGUUCUGCAAGGACAUGCCCUUGACAAAGGGCAACGUGGUCUCGGUUCCUGCAGUAGACCCGAAGACCAGCAAAACUGUGCAGGUCGAUGCCACAGUUUUCCUGCCACAUGUUCUUUUCUCGUCUCUCGACGACUACGACAUGUUCCCCGACCUCUUCGGCUUGGCGAAUUUGGAAAAGUUCUGGAGUCUUGCAGAGAAGACGGGUGACGACAGGCUGAAACAACACCCCUUGUUAAAGGGGCCUGGCUGGAAGGAGAAGACUGUGCCACUUUUCGUGCACGGUGAUGCUGCCGAGUUCCAGUCCCGAGAUUCGCUCAUGAUCUGGUCCUUUGGGUCUUUGUUGUGUGGCCUUUCUUCUUUGCUGUCUCACUUCAUGCUGGCAUGCUUCCCGAAGUCUUGCUCCACUGCAGGUACCUGGGAUGCCAUCAUGAAGUGGGUGGCGUGGAGCUUCGAGGCCCUUGGCAAAGGGCAACACCCGACCCAUGACCCGGAGGGCAAUCCCUUGAAAAAGGGUUCUCCAUUUUUCGAGAGCAGGGGCCAGCCCUUGACAAAUGGCGGCUACAAGGGUGUUAUCUGGAGCAUUCAGGGCGACCAGGAAUUUUUUUCCAACACCCUCGGCCUCCCGCAUUGGCGAAAUGCGAGCCCCUGUUGGCUGUGCGAUGCAAAGCUCAGCACAGACAAGCCUGAAAAAUCUGUGAAGACCUUGGACAUUUGUAAGCAGGACUACUGCUUCACCACGAACCGGCAGGCGAUGGAGAGUCCUCGAAGCAAGCACCCACUCUUCGGCUUGCCAGGGUGCUCGUCGCACAUGGUCCGUGGUGAUGCACUACACAUCCUAUUCUGUAAGGGUGUCUACAGCCACUUUUUAGGCUCCGUUCUGCACUACCUUUGCUGGUACCCCUCCCUUGCAAAAGGGAAGGCCUCUGGGAAAGGAAAGGGCACUGCUUGCAAAUCCCCAGCUGAACGUUUAGCACUGAUUUUCGAGCUCAUCCAGGCUAAGUACAAGGCACUGGGCUCGCCAACCCGCUUGACCAACCUCAAGCUCUCGAUGUUCGUUGACAAGCAAAAGCCUCAUCAAAGCCCUCCUUUCCUGGAGAUCAAAGGCGCGGAGGGCAAACACCUCCUGCCUGCACUUGCGAAAGUGUGCCAGGAAGGCCUUCUCGACGAAAAAAUCCCUUGCGAAAGGGAGAUGUCCAGAGCCUUGAGGGCCAUGGACAAGCUUGUCCAGCUCUGGGACAUGUCCGACAUGUUCUUGUCUCACAAUGAUUUUGUAAAAAAUCUGGAGUUUGCAUCUGAGUUUUUGCAAGCCUAUGAAGCUCUUUCACAGUGGGCUCAGGAGCAUGAGAAGCUUCUUUUCCACACCGUUAUGAAGCAUCACAUGCUCAUGCAUUUGGCCCGAGGUGCAAAGCACCUGAAUCCUCGGAGCCACUGGUGCUUUAAGAGUGAAGACUUUGUUGGCCGGGUUGCUGCACUAACACAUAGUGUCAGCAUGGGGGUGAAAUCCACCAACCUUUGCAAAAAGGUUGCGCCCAAAUACCGGAUUUUGCUGCACAUGCUUCUGACUCGUGAAGGGUUCGACCAGAUGCAGAGGCAAGUGCAGCCUGUCCAGGACGAUUGA
This is a messenger RNA of Symbiodinium natans, 3075 nucleotides long. NCBI's taxonomy places the organism in Eukaryota, Dinophyceae, Suessiales, Symbiodiniaceae. The record is from the annotation of a GenBank genome assembly.